Molecule: messenger RNA, 3685 nt
Organism: Coregonus clupeaformis (lake whitefish)
Lineage: Eukaryota; Metazoa; Chordata; Actinopteri; Salmoniformes; Salmonidae
Product: brain-enriched guanylate kinase-associated protein-like
Exons: 6
Coding region: 1-2007 (668 amino acids)
Cellular component (GO): synapse
Source: RefSeq, a predicted model, not a curated record
AUGAUUUCUCUACAUGAUCACAAGGAUGAUCUUCGCAAGCGUCUGUCUUACACCACCCACAAACUAGAGAUGGUGGAGUCGGAGUUUGACUCCACCCGUCAGUACCUGGAGACGGAACUCCGUCGGGCCCAGGAAGAGUUGGAGAAAUUCACUGACAAACUACGCAGGAUCCAGAGCAGUUAUGCAGCUCAACAGAGGAUCAAUCAAGACCUGGAGGACAAGGUGCACAGGACGUCCCAGCACCAUGAAGACGAGAAAAGGGUGCUGAGUCGAGAGAUCAUCGUCCUCAACAAUCACCUCAUGGAGGCCAAGAUCACCAUUGAAAAGCUCAGAGAGGACAAUGACCUGUACAGGAAGGACUGUAACCUGGCAGCACAGCUCCUUCAAUGUUCCAAGUCACACCACAGAGCCCACAAACUAUCUGAGCUGCCCAUUGACUUCCAGGAGCGGGUGAGCUCCCACAUUGAGAAGCAAGGCCACGGCGUCACCAUGGCACUGUGCCACUCGCCCUACUCCGAUGCUGUGCCCACUGCCGUCAUCGCCAAAGUGCUAGAGAAGCCGGAGCCAGGCAGCAGCUGCCCCAACACCCGUUCACCCAGCCCCAAGCCACUGGAGGAUGAGGGCCAUGACCAUAACUUUGUGCACACUAGCGUGGGCGGCGGCACCGAAAGCCUCCAGCGCCGCACCGCUUACCGGACAUCGGACCUGUACUGCAGCGACACAGCCCUGUACUGCCCUGAGCGCUGGCAGGAGCGCAGACAGAGCGUGGACGUCCAUGGCCGCCCCAUGGGUCUCCUCCUCCAGGCCCAGAACUCCACAGAUUCCAACCCCGAGGAGGAGGCCUUCCAUUCGGGUAACUUCUCCCAUCACGGGGCACCCUCCUUCCAUGGAGAGUUUGCCGUGGGCUCCUUGCGGGCCUCUAGCUCCUACUCCAGCUUCAGCCAGGCGUCGGAGGAUGAGAAGGGUGGGGAAGGCUGCGGCGGUGGCCCCAGCAGCACCAUGUCCUCCUCCCACCAGGCGCUCUACAUGGACUGGCGGGAUGGGGGUUACGGCGAGCGAAAGAGCACCUCGUCCUAUGAGAAGGACAGCCCUCCUGGCACCAGCGUCUUCCCCAAGUCCCACAGCUUCCAGCACAUGGCAAUGCCGCCUUCCCCCAACCCGGCGAAAGGCAGCGGUGGCUCUUCACCGGCAUACGAGCGCACAGCAUCCUGCAGCUACAGUGAGCCGUACCACUCGCCGCUCGUCACGUCGUCACACAGUGUGGGCUCGGCCCAGGGAGGAGGAGGACCCCGGGGUGCGGAGCGCUCCGACAGUCAGGCCAGCAUUGGCAGCAUGGUUGUCCCCACCGAGGAGGAACUGACUGGACGCUGGAGGCAGCUGAGCGUAGAGGACAUCAACUCGUACUCCUUCAACCGCAACCCGGGCCGCGUGUCUCCUUACAGCUUCUCCGAGCAGCACUUUGCCAUGGGCCCGGCCAAGAUUAAACUGGGGCCUCUCUACAGCAGCUUCCAGGAGGGGGACGACAACGUCUUCCUCCACAGCCACGUGCUGGACCAGUGCUUGGCUGCUGCCGCCGGUGUUGGCCUCUCACCCAGCCCCAGUCCCAGUCCCAAACACCCCAGCCUGGGCCUGCGGGGCAAGCCGGACAAUCCUCCGCCCCUGUACAGAGCCAAGGUAGACAGCCAGGACUCAGAGUACAGCCUGCAGUUCCUCUCAGGGAGCUUGAAGGACAAGGAGAGCGGGGCGGCUGGAGCGGUAGGGGGGAGCAUGAACAAGGAAUACGUGGAUGUGAGCCCCAACAGCUCAGCCGAGUCCUUACACCACCAAAGCUCCCUUGAAGCCUCCAGUCUGCAGCACUACCAGCGGGAGAGAAUGAGGCCCAGCCCGAGCCCGGCUCUUCCCAAAAAGAGUUCCCAACAAUACCAAAAAUUUGGAAGCACAGGAACAGGACUGAGCAGGAAAGACAGUCUGACCAAGGCCCAGCUGUACGGCACCCUCCUGAACUGAACCGCUCGGUACACUUCGACCUGACAAGUAUAAUGCAUUAUGAUGCGGUUAUAAAUGCAUUAUGAUGCGGUUAUCAUGGAUUAUGAUGCGGUUAUAAUGCAUUGUAAGACUUGUCAUAAGCACGCAUGACCCCCUUAGAAAUUCUUAAUAUUAUCUCAAUGACUAAAUAACAGCAAUUUUGAACCAGUUGAAAAUGUGUUUCAUAAAAGGACUUAACAUACUGUAAACCUUUUAAUAAGACAUGAAAGCUCAUACGUGCUUACAACAAGUAAUAAAGCAUUAUACCGGUCGGCUUGAAGUAGUGUUACCCACAGCUUCUUCUCUUAUGCAUGGUGAUUAUGUACGUCUCCAUGUUUCCUGUGGCAAACACACAGUUGGCGUGGAUCGUGAGAUGUUUUUGUAGUCCGGCGAAGGCACGUUUCAAGCGGUAUGAGAAGCUACACAGCUGUUGUUGUUGUUUUGGCUGUUUGUUUAUGUCAUGAUACGGUGGUAGUUGUCAGAGAGACCAGCCACUAGAGUUCCGUACCGUUUCCUACAGUAUAUCAUCCCUUAGUCUCUCAGACAGCCAUUCAGCUCAAAGUAAGACAAAUCAUCCCUUAGUCUCUCAGACAGCCAUUCAGCUCAAAGUAAGACAAAUCAUCCCUUAGUCUCUCAGACAGCCAUUCAGCUCAAAGUAAGACAAAUCAUCCCUUAGUCUCUCAGACAGCCAUUCAGCUCAAAGUAAGACAAAUCAUCCCUUUAGUCUCUCAGACAGCCAUUCAGCUCAAAGUAAGACAAAUCAUCCCUUAGUCUCUCAGACAGCCAUUCAGCUCAAAGUAGGACAAAUCAUCCCUUAGUCUCUCAGACAGCCAUUCAGCUCAAAGUAGGACAAAUCAUCCCUUAGUCUCUCAGACAGCCAUUCAGCUCAAAGUAAGACAAAUCAUCCCUUAGUCUCUCAGACAGCCAUUCAGCUCAAAGUAGGACAAAUCAUCCCUUAGUCUCUCAGACAGCCAUUCAGCUCAAAGUAGGACAAAUCAUCCCUUAGUCUCUCAGACAGCCAUUCAGCUCAAAGUAAGACAAAUCAUCCCUUAGUCUCUCAGACAGCCAUUCAGCUCAAAGUAAGACAAAUCAUCCCUUAGUCUCUCAGACAGCCAUUCAGCUCAAAGUAGGACAAAUCAUCCCUUAGUCUCUCAGACAGCCAUUCAGCUCAAAGUAAGACAAAUCAUCCCUUAGUCUCUCAGACAGCCAUUCAGCUCAAAGUAAGACAAAUCAUCCCUUAGUCUCUCAGACAGCCAUUCAGCUCAAAGUAGGACAAAUCAUCCCUUAGUCUCUCAGACAGCCAUUCAGCUCAAAGUAAGACAAAUCAUCCCUUAGUCUCUCAGACAGCCAUUCAGCUCAAAGUAGGACAAAUCAUCCCUUAGUCUCUCAGACAGCCAUUCAGCUCAAAGUAAGACAAAUCAUCCCUUAGUCUCUCAGACAGCCAUUCAGCUCAAAGUAAGACAAAUCAUCCCUUAGUCUCUCAGACAGCCAUUCAGCUCAAAGUAAGACAAAUCAUCCCUUAGUCUCUCAGACAGCCAUUCAGCUCAAAGUAAGACAAAUCAUCCCUUAGUCUCUCAGACAGCCAUUCAGCUCAAAGUAAGACAAAUCAUCCCUUAGUCUCUCAGACAGCCAUUCAGCUCAAAGUAAGACAAAUCAUCCC